AUGGGAAUGACGAGAGGCCAUUCUGUCGCUGCCAUUUCUAUUGGUAUUCUGCAGUUGUUGUUUUCCGUUGCUUUGAUCAUUCCCUCUUUCGUUCUUUCGAGCUAUGGCCACGGCGUCAACACAUCCUCAACGCCAUAUUGGUGUGGGUUCCCGGUGAGUGUGAAAAGAUUUCGUUUCGUUUACGUGCAAAUCUGUGGUGUAGUUAGAGGGUUUUCGAAAUUGAUUUCUGUUCUGGAAAGGGUUUUAGAUGUCAGUGAAACCUGUAAAUUAAUUUAUUUCCUCGAAACCUUCGGUUUAACCUGCGAUUUCAUUUUUUCCGGGUGACAUUUGAGGAUACGCGUCUGCCGAGCGCCCCUUAGGAACUGAGUUGUUAAAGUUUCUCACGCAAGAAGCUUCCAUGGAAAGCCAUUUUAGAGCGUCGAGAGACCAUGACGGACAUUGCAACUUAGAGCUAUCAUGUCUUCGAGGCAAUAGGCACUUAGUCAUUUGCACCCCUUUGGCUAACCAGAAAGUGUUGAAACGUCUGAAGCUAUUUUUUCACCGUAGUGCUAAUGCCGUCGAUAAUACCUUUGUAAUCAAGUGGAGCUACGCCUUUUAUUUCGAUGAUUAAUGUCGCGGUAAAAUUUCCGCACAGCCCCAUACUAUUGUAAAACAAAUCUGUUUUCCCAAUGGCAAUCUAUUGUUUUUGUCAUUGUUUUCUCUAUCCAAGAACUGAAUGCUUAAUGUAGUAUGGGGCUGUGCGGAAAUUUUACCAAUGUCGCCGUUGUCCCCUAAUAUGUGGAUCUCAUCCUCAUCGCUAGUGUUAAAUAUCAAGUCUUUUUUCAAUUGAUCUCUAAAUAGCUAGAAUUGUUUUCUAUGCGUGUUUAAAAUGUCGGGAAGAGGAUGACGUUUCUUGCGGAUUGAACAUGCAAAUAGUCUCCAUGAAACGUUUCGUGUUCAGAAUAAAUGUGUAAUACACACAGUGAUCACAUGAUCCAUAGACUAUAUACUACCAGAGUUGCUGUGCACAUUCAAAAUCUAUAUGUGAAGAAAACCAUUUUGAUCAAAAUUACCAUAUGCACUUUGAAUACGUUUCAACUUAAAUUAAUUCAGACUUUGCUUAUCUUUUAUUUUGAAUUAUUUAUGAAUGACGUGAAAUAAAUCAGGAUCAUUGGCCAAUUGCAUGUCACCUGAAUCCCCUAGAAGGAGGACAUGAAAAUGGAAUAUGAUUCUAACUCUGCAAAAAGUGGAAGAUUUGUUGUUCUUUGUUACACUCAAUUUUCCCAUUGACACCUGAAGCACCCGUGCUGCGCGGUGCACUCGCGCGAGAGAUGCUUUCCCCCUACCUCCCCCGCUAAGCAGAAUUUUGUCUCAAACUUUCUCUGUUGUUUGAGGAUCUAUAAACGGCUUAUACUAUUUUGCGAAACGAAACGAAACGAAACGAAAUCGGGUCAGAUGAAAUAAAACAAAAGGAAUAAUGCAGAUAUAUUUUCUAAUAAGGUAAAGAUAACUUUCACAAGGAUUUUGGAGUAAUCGUUCAUUAACAAGAAAGAUUUUUAUUCAUUUCGCAAAAUAGUAAUUUUAGCAGAGUUACUAUUUUGCGAAAUGGACUAUUUUCACCCUGCGGUGACAACAUGACCUCUUUCAUGUCGCGAAAAUACAUUUAAACAUUACAAAUUAGUAUAUCAACGAAGAUUUUGGCCUUCUCUUAUUUCUUAAACCGUAUUAAAAUAUAUUUCGCAAAAUAGUAAUUUUAGGAGAGUUACUAUUUUGCGAAAUGGACCAUUUUCACCCCUGCGGUGACAACGUGACCUCUUUCAUGUCACGAGAAUACAUCUAUACAUUACAAAUUAGUAUAUCAACGAACAUUUUGGCCUCCUCUUACUUCUUAAACCGUAUUAAAAUGUAUUUCGCAAAAUAGUAAUUUUAGGAGAGUUACUAUUUUGCGAAAUGGACUAUUUUCACCCUGCGGUGACAACAUGACCUCUUUCAUGUCACGAAAAUACAUUUAAACAUUACAAAUUAGUAUAUCACCGAACAUUUUGGCCUCCUGUUAUUUCUUAAACCGUAUUAAAAUGUAUUUCGCAAAAUAGUAAUUUUAGGAGAGUUACUAUUUUGCGAAAUGGACUAUUGUCACCCCUGCGGUGACAACGUGACCUCUUUCAUGUCACAAAAAUACAUUUAAACAUUACAAAUUAGUAUAUCACCGAAGAUUUUGGCCUCCUCUUAUUUCUUAAACCGUAUUAAAAUAUAUUUCGCAAAAUAGUAAUUUUAGGAGAGUUACUAUUUUGCGAAAUGGACUAUUUUCACGCUGCGGUGUCAACGUGACCUCUUUCACGUCACGAAAAUACAUUUAAACAUUACAAAUUAGUAUAUCACCGAACAUUUUGGCCUCCUCUCAUUUCUUAAACCGUAUUAAAAUAUAUUUCGCAAAAUAGUAAUUUUAGGAGAGUUGCUAUUUUGCGAAAUGGACUAUUUUCACCCCUGCGGUGACAACGUGACCUCUUUCAUGUCACAAAAAUACACUUAAACAUUACAAAUUAGUAUAUCACUGGACAUCUUGGCCUCCUCUUAUUUCUUAAACCGUUUCAAAUUUUAUUUCGCAAAAUAGUAAUUUUAGGAGAGUUACUAUUUUGCGAAAUGGACUAUUUUUACCCCUCAAUAACUUUCUUUUCGGGUCACAAAAAUACGCUUAAACAUUUUAUUAUAGUAUAUUCUCGAAGGGUUCGGUCACCUCCUCUUUCUCUAUCCAGAUAUAAUUAAUUUCUCAAAGUAGUAAUGUCAGAAAAAUUACUGUUUUGCGGAAUAGUUAGGCUAUUUUCACUCAGCGGCAACGAUGUUGUUAUUCUCUUGUCAUACAAUAGGUUUUCGGUAAGUUUCAAUUUAAAGCACUAUAAAAUCUCAAAAGGUCUAAGCUAUCUUCACCUAUAUAAACGUCUUCUAAGUUUAUUUCGCGAGGCAGUAAUUUUGGAAGAAUUACUGUUUUGCAAAAUGGACCAUAAAUGAUUUAAAUGCCGCCUGAUAAAACUGACUCGUGACAGAUUGGGUUUACAGGUCUCACCUUUCCUUGUACGUAAGUGUUUUAAUUCGGCUGUGGUCUGUACUUCUUCACUGCCAAGCAACAAGGCGGUGUUUUCCUUUCCUCAGCUUCAAAUGAUUAAGUAAGAGCCAAUUAAUAACUCCAUCUCAAUAAACAUGCAACAAGAGGUUUGGGCUAACAGGUUCAUUUAAUCAAAAUCGACAACUGUGUAGUACCGUAUUGCGUGACGCCGAAAUCAAGUCAAGAGAGCCCCGCUGAAGGCCCAAACCGAGGUUGUGUCCAAUUAAUGACAUGGGAGGGAGCGGAAAGUAAGAGGUAAAAGCUGUUGUUACUAGCGACGGAGCUAUUCUAGGGGGAAGUUGGCAUGUUCUCCUGAGAGAUUUGAAAGACCCCAUUUCGUGCGUUUUGAAGGGUGUGCACUGUUUCGGUGCAAAACCAACAUGACAGUUUUCCAGUGGCGGCUAAACAUGUUUAGACUCUCUGUCUCGUAAAGAGAACAGAAGCAUAUCCAUGCCGAAAUAGUCGUCCAGCAGUUUUAUAAUCGCAAGUAAUACAGUUUUUUUGCUUCAAAAUUUUCAAUAAAAAUAAUAUACAUGGAAAAGUUACGCGCUUCUGAUUACACCCCCGUCGCACACCUCUUCCUUACGAGCAAGAGAUCGUGUUUCGCAUUUGCGCAAGUUCCACGUGCGGCAAGAAGUUUGCUUUGUGCUCGCUUUGUGUGCUGCUAAAUCAGGCAAGAUUAUGGCUUUUAAAUUUCCUGUUCUUAAGCCCAAGACCAUCGACUGUUCAGGUCUUCCAGUUCAUGAUUUCAAGUGUUUGACAAACAAGGAAAUCAUUGGUAAGGGCGCUUAUGGUGCUGUGUUCACUGCUAACUGGCAGACUGUUCCUGAUGCGGGUAGGAAAUCGGCCGCUGCGGAGAAAGUCGUCGUUAAGAAAUUGCUUGGCGAGGACAUAUUGGAUAAGAAAACGUUUGUAAAGGAAGCAAGAAUCAUUCAAGAGUUGAAACAUCCAAACAUUGUGAAGUUCAAGGGAAUCUGCAACAAUCCCUUCGCCCUUAUUCUCGAGUUCCCGCCCGCCGAGUGUAAAUAAUCCAUUUCGCAAAAUAAACAUUUUUCGGAAUUACUACAUUCAAUUAGUUUAGAAAUUACUACAUUAAAGAGGAGGUGACCAAGAUCUUUGAGAAUAUACUAUAAUGUAAUGUUUAAAUGUAUUUUCGUGACAUGAAAGAGGUCACGCAAAAUAGCAACUCUUCUAAAAUUACUAUUUUGCGAAAUAUAUUUUAAUACGGUUUAAGAAAUGAGAGGAGGCCAGAAUGUUCGGUGAUAUGCUAAUUUGUAAUGUUUAAAUGUAUUUUCGUGACGUGAAAGAGGUCACGUUGUCACCGCAGGGGUGAAAAUGGUCCAUUUCGCAAAAUAGUAACUCUGCUAAAAUUACUAUUUUGCGAAAUACAUUUUAAUACGGUUUAAGAAAUAAGAGGAGGCCAAAAUCUUCGUAGAUAUACUAAUUUGUAAUGUUUAAAUGUAUUUUUGUGACAUGGAAGAGGUCACGUUGUCACCGCAGAGUGAAAAAUUCCAUUUCGCAAAAUAGUAACGCUCCUAAAAUUACUAUUUUGCGAAAUGAAUAGAAAUCCUUCUUGUUAAUGAACGAUUACUCCAAAAUCCUUGUGAAAGUUAUCUUUACCUUAUUAGAAAAUAUAUCUGCAUUAUUCCUUUUGUUUUAUUUCAUCUGACCCGAUUUCGUUUCGUUUCGUUUCGUUUCGCAAAAUAGUAUAAGCCUCUAUAAACUUAUCAGAAUCCGUGUUUUGCGCAGUUAUUUUUAUGACUCUAUGGGGUACUAGAAAGGCGUCAUUUUAUGCGUUCACAAGAUGGAAAAAAUGGCGUCCUCACGGCCGACUUUCAAUAUUUUCAAGUCGGAUUUUCCGUUUCUUUCCGAUGACUUUAGACCUUCUGGAACAGAAAGAAAAAGUCAAAAUGUUAUAGAAUAAUCUUCUUGGAAGAUAAUGGAUAUCAAAGUCUUAAGAGCGACAAAUCAAACUUUCGAGCCGACAACACCACGAUUCUCUGAAGCGAUGCGAAUUGGGGCCGUAAAGUGAAAACCGAACUUUCAGACUUCAAGUAAGGCCUAGCGACAUUAUGAAGAUUCCAAGGCCCGGUAAAUAUCAUGUGUGAGUAAUGAGAUGUCCAAAAAGUAUUGUUCAAUAGAUGAUUUGUGUCAAAACGUAGAACUUUCAGAAUUUUCAACAUAACGCUGCGCAAUUUACCAGCCGUGAAGUCAAAUAAACAAUGAUCUAAGGAGAUUAAUUCUUCCUAGUGGGUUUCGUACACGUAAGAAAUUCGCACGUUUUUCGCUACUAACAGAUAAUCAAGAACCGUUUUGAAUAAAACCAUCUUCCAGAAACGUUCCUCGGUCAGUUUCGUCUUGCUUCUUAUUUUUAAAUUCCAUAAAACAUUAGGUCUCUCUACACACUGAUAAAUUUGCAUAUUCACAUCCGAUUCGCACACCUGUUCACACACGUCUUUUGUCUUGAUUUUAGAGUAAAAACUCAAUAUACAUCUAUUGUCUUCUUCGUUGAAAGUAAGUUAUUAAAUGGCCUUCUUUCACUGGAGCUUGUUUUUGGGAAAAGAUGAUUCAUAUAAAAAUUUACCAUGCAUUGUGUUUGCUUCUCCGGUUUCUCCAAAAUGUUAACUUUUGGAUAGGCACGCGUUAGGGUCCGUUUAAAUAGUUUCAACAUUUGCUUCAACAUGCAUUCAACACUUUAUUGAACUAAAUGUUUGGUGCGUUUGAACAGGUCGUCCAACAUUGUUGAAAACGUAAAAAUGUUGAAAGCUUGUGGAAAGCGUGUUGAAUCAAGUUUAAAAUUGGUUUAAACUUUCAUUCAACAUCUAUUCAACUUUUCCUCUGUUCUCGAAAAUAUUGAAUGGCCCCAGAUAUGUGACAACUUUCUAAGAAAUGCAAGAACUGGAGAUCAAAAUGAAAUGUUUUGUAAAGGAGACUUCAAGACUCAUUGUCAAGGAUGACAGGAUGUGCAGAUCAUAGAAAAAGGGUUAAACGCCCUCAGGUUUUUCUAAGUACUAUUUGAUUCUCAUCCCUUAAAUUUCGAUUUUUUAAUCAGGAAUUCUUGAAAUUCUAGACAUUGUUUUACCAUUAGGAAACACAAGCAAAACAGCACAACUGUUGGCUGAGAAGCACCAGUAUUGUGCAUAGACACAGCAAUGAUUACUCAAAAUGUAACUAAAAAAUCUCUACACCUGCAUGUUUAAGAACAAUGUUAUGCCCAUAACUUCUUUUACUUUUGCUGUAGUAAAAGUGACUUUUAUAUUUUAGUUCUUUCUCUGUGGAAUUUUUGGCAUUUGUGGAGGUGUUACCAAGAACCAUUGUUGUGUAAGUGUUACUCUUUGCAAAUAUUUUGUUUUUGUGAAGCUUUUUUUGUGGUUAUUCUGAAAGAAAAGAACGAAACUUUAUUGUCAUCUGGUGACUCUGAAAAUUUUCAGAAAAUUAAAUUACCUUACAUUUUUCAUAUUGACUUUUUCAUGUUUGUAUAGUCACAAUGAUCUAAACAUGAGGGGUUGGGGUAUUUGGGAAAGUUAUGCAGAUCUGAGACACAGAAUUCUCUGGACUCAGAUGACUAUUUAGUACCCUCAGAUAGUCACAUUCAAGAAUAUUUUUUUGCAAAUUGUGGGACAGCUUUGUUUAUAGCCUUAAAGGUAUGAGAAAAUGUUUUGAUAAAUGAUUAUUUUGAGAGUCAAAACAAUGCUAUUAAUUUAAAUUGUAUUUUGUAAUUUAUUCCAGAUGAUUACAUUUUUGGUCUUCAGCAUUAUUCUG
This is a messenger RNA of Pocillopora meandrina, 6841 nucleotides long. Lineage: Eukaryota; Metazoa; Cnidaria; Anthozoa; Scleractinia; Pocilloporidae. The record is from the annotation of a GenBank genome assembly.